Fundulus heteroclitus (mummichog) is the source of this 2249-nucleotide messenger RNA. RefSeq names its product zinc finger protein OZF. Gene Ontology annotation, biological process: regulation of transcription by RNA polymerase II. Gene Ontology annotation, molecular function: DNA-binding transcription factor activity; RNA polymerase II cis-regulatory region sequence-specific DNA binding. The record is from RefSeq and is a predicted model, not a curated record. Lineage: Eukaryota; Metazoa; Chordata; Actinopteri; Cyprinodontiformes; Fundulidae. Bases 164 to 1645 code for a protein of 493 amino acids. The transcript has 2 exons.
UUGGUUUUUUGUCCACGGAGCAGCAGCGGGAGAGUUAAUAAAGCUGGAAGAUAGAAAGAGCAGCAGUUGGUGAACUGUGGAAAGAAGAGAAACGGCUUGAAGCUCAGCUGGAACUGCUCAGGAAGUGUUAAAGGAAAGUUUGGAGAGAGAAAAGCUAGCAGAGAUGUGGAGACAGCAGGUCAAGCAGCGACUGGAUGCAGCAGAGGAGCAGAGACACCACAUCCUGGAUGCUGCUUUCAGCCCCCAACAUCUGCUGCACACAUCAGCAGACACUCAGCAGAUGGUGCUGGUUAAAGAGGCUGCUGAAGAACAGAACCCUGGGGAGGACCAUGUGGACCCAGACCCGCUCCACAUAAAGGAGGAACAAGAGGAACUCUGGAUCAGUCUGGAGAGAGAGCAGGAGGAGACUACUGCCACCAUGUUUCCAGUCAUUGCUGAUCUCAUGAAGAGCGAAGAUGAUGAAGGAGAAGACAGAGAUCUACCAACCAUCAGCUCAGCUGACCAGAUGAAAGCAGAACCUAAUGAAGAGGACCACAGAGAAGCAGAAUCCAGCAGGAAGUCAGAUAAAAAACCUCACAGUGCGACUUCUAGCUCUUCAGAGACUGAAGACAGCGAGGAUGAUGAUGUGGACCAUCCUAAUCCUGAGCUGAAACCCUUAUCGGACCCUGGGUCUGAAACUGAAGACAGUGUGGAAUAUGGGAAGAGCAGAACUGUCAACAGAACUCUGAACUUCUCUUAUUGUGGGCAACAGUUUAGUAACGAGCACCCUCAGGGUCACAUGACAGAUCAGUUCAGCGUGACCUCAUCAACCUGUACAGGUGAAAAGGAACGGCAGAGUGAAAAGAAAGAUGUUGAGUCACAGAGGAAAGUCCAGACAAAACUGAAACGUUAUCGUUGUGGUGACUGUGGGAACCUUUUUCAAAAGAAAUAUCUCCAGGUACACAUGAGAAUCCACACUGGAGAGAAACCAUUUGGCUGUGAUGUUUGUGGACGUAGAUUUAGUGAUAAAAUGGCUUUAAACCGUCAUAUGAGGGUCCACACUGGAGACAAACCCUAUGGUUGUGAUGUUUGUGGAAAAACAUUCAGUGAAAAGGCAAGUAUAACUAGACACAGAAGGAUCCACACUGGAGAGAAACCCUUUGGCUGUAGUGUUUGUGGACAAAGAUUUAGUUACAAGGUUGUUUUAACCCGUCACAUGAGGAUCCACACUGGAGACAAACCAUAUGGUUGUGAUGUUUGUGGUAAAACAUUUAGCCAAAGGUCAAGCAUAAUCAAACACAAGAGGAUCCACACAGGAGAGAAACCAUUUAAAUGUCAUGUAUGUGGACAAAGAUUUAAUGACAAGGCACGUAUAAAAAGACAUAUUACAACCCACACAGGUGAGAAACCCUUUGACUGUGAUGUGUGUGGACAAAAAUUUAGUCACAAGUCAUCUUUGGACAGACACAUGAUUAUCCACACAGGAGAGAAACCAUUUGGCUGUGAUGUCUGUGGACAGAGAUUUACGUACAAGUCAUCUUUAGACAGACACAUGAUUAUCCACACUGGAGAGAAACCAUUUAGCUGUGAAUUUUGUGGACAAAGAUUUAACCAAAAGGGAAAUUUAAACAUGCACAUGAGAAUCCAUGCAGUAGGGAAAAAUUAAGAUGCUCAGACGGCUGCUGAAGAAACACAGUGACGUUCUGACUUAAAUGGCUGCACAGUGUUUCUGCUGCUCUACUGUAACAAGCAGCGCCCUGCUGUCUGUCACUGGGCGGGCAGAGGGCAGUGGAUUGUGUGCUUAUUUUCUGCACAACAAACACCAUCAGUAAACUUAGUUAUGUUGAUUGGGAGAGUGGUGGUCUAGUGGUUAGAGUAUGGUGCUUUUGUCUUGGAGGUUCUGGGUUUGACUGCCACUCCGGGUCCUUGAGCAAAACCCUUAGCACCAGAAUUCUCCCUGGGCUCCACAUAGUGCAGCCCACUGCUCCCUAAGUGAUGGUUAAAUACAGAGCUCAUGUUUCAUUAGAAUGUAUGGCCACAUUCACACUGCAGGUCUUGAUGCCCAAUUCCGAUUUUUUGCUGAAAUCAGAUUUUUUUGAGGUGGCCGUUCAUACUGCUAUUAAAUGUGACUGCCAUCAGACUUCUGUCUGAACGGUUAAAGACUGCAAAGUGACCCGCAUGCACAGAUAACAGAAGGAGGCGUCACAGAGCAGCGCACUGUUUACAGAAGUAAUGGUGAAUGUAGAUUUUUCUAGUGUUCAAUAAAGUCA